AUGUCUUCAUUUCCAUACGAGCACCUCGACCUCUCCACCUACGCGCCAUUCGCCUCCUCAUUCUUCGCAAAGGCUCUGUCAUACACGUGGGGUGAUGCUUCCGACCGCAUUGAGAUCAAAUUUGACGAAAGGACGUUUGGUAUCACAAGAAAUCUUUAUGAUGCACUGGAUCAUCUACGAAACGAGACGACAGAUAUAUUUCUCUGGGUUGACGCUGUAUGCAUUGACCAGGAGCAUCACAAGGAGCGCAAUCACCAGGUCGGCCAGAUGAAGCGCAUCUACGAGAAUGCCGACAAUGUUAUCAUCUGGCUAGGACCCGGCAGCCAUGAGACCGAUACCCUCUUCAAGAUGAUUCAACGGCUCGACAAAGAAAGCGCCGAGAUAUCUCGGCGGGCACCGAUCGAUACAUGGAUUGCCCGGUGGUCAGAUCUCUUGUACGAAGGCAGUCGCAUUCCGGCUUGGCAACUUAACAUGCUGCGCGAUGCACUCCGAGAAACUCUCGCGAGGAAGUGGUUCGAGAGGAUAUGGGUCAUCCAGGAAGCCUACAACGCCAAAACGGCCACAGUCGUCUGUGGGUACAGUGCGGUCAGGUCGAGGACGUUCGCUCUCAUGCCGGCCGCUAUGGGCAUCGAGCCCCUCCUACAACAACAGGCCCUGUUGGCGGUUAUGCCAGGGCCUCUGCGAUGGCAGAACAGAAAGCCCGAGUCGCGGAGCCUGAAGACGCUGCUCCAACGAUUCGGCGAUUGCCAGGCGUCGGAUGAGCGUGAUGAUAUUUUUGCAUUACUUGGUAUCGCCUCGGAUGCCUCACAGGAUGGCAUCCUGCAGCCGCGAUAUGACCUCCCCAUGAUGACUAUUUUAAGAAGCACGAUAUCCUACUUGGUUCUCGGAACUGUGCUCGACAAAUCAUUUCAGUUACCUGAGUGGACCUUUCGGGAUUUAUGCCAGCGACUGCAUCAUCUCCUGGAAGAGCUAUUCAAAUGGUCUUUAAGCCACUGCCACAAACUAGCUUCGAUUCUCACAAAUGACAAUGAGCAUUCGAUUCUCGCUUUCCGUCAACAUCCUAUUCUGCGCCUUCUGAAUAUGAACAAGGUCGCAACCCCCGACACAGCGUUGCUUACUCUUGAUGGCGUGGACGUUAAUGUGAUGUAUGCCGGCUACCUACUACUUCACAUGGCUGUGAUUGUCAGCCAUGCAGAACUGGUCAGGCUGAUCUGUAAAGACAAGCGCCUUGACAGAGCCGCGCGGGACACCAAUCUACUGACGGCCCUGGAGCUGGCGGUAAAGAAGAAUAAUGUCACAAUAGUCAAGAUGCUUCUCUCGAAACACAUCGCUGGACGGCAGCUCCGUCACUGGGACAUCAGGAACUCGCUCGAAACUCUCCUCAUCAUUGCUGCAAAGCAGGAAUCGACGGACUGCCUCGAAUUACUACUCCAGACAGGCGCAGAAACCGACUCCGGUCCGGGGAACGAUGGACGCCACUCGGGAUGGCUAAGGCAAUGGGGCACUUGA
Molecule: messenger RNA, 1509 nt
Organism: Verticillium dahliae VdLs.17
Lineage: Eukaryota; Fungi; Ascomycota; Sordariomycetes; Glomerellales; Plectosphaerellaceae
Exons: 2
Coding region: 1-1509 (502 amino acids)
Molecular function (GO): protein binding
Source: RefSeq, a predicted model, not a curated record